Messenger RNA from Lytechinus variegatus (green sea urchin), 5930 nucleotides. Its product is annotated as mucin-4-like. Bases 300 to 5915 code for a protein of 1871 amino acids. The record is from RefSeq and is a predicted model, not a curated record. Gene Ontology annotation, molecular function: calcium ion binding. Gene Ontology annotation, biological process: cell-matrix adhesion. The transcript has 34 exons. Lineage: Eukaryota; Metazoa; Echinodermata; Echinoidea; Temnopleuroida; Toxopneustidae.
ACUCGGGCAUUACUACUACAGAACUCACUUGUAAUAAUGGGAACUUCUCCCCUUCACCUCCUACAUGUUCCGCAAAUUGUAAUCUUGAAGCGGUACCCAAUUCAAAUCAGACAACGAAUGUUACCGUCGAACACGAUGCAACAGUCGUUGUAGCUUGUGACUCGGGCUACACUUCUGACUCGGGCAUUACUACUACAGAACUCACUUGUGAUAAUGGUACCUUCUCUCCUUCACCUCCUACAUGUUCCGCUAUCUGUACUGUGGACAGUAAUUGCUUGAAUGGAGGAACAUGUAAUGCCAUGGAAUUGACCUGCAAUUGUACAUCAGACUUCACAGGCUUAAACUGCGAGACUGAAAACUGUGCUCUUGAAGCGGUACCUAAUUCAAAUCAGACGAUAAAUGCUACCGUCGAGCACGAUGCCACUGCCGUUGUUGCUUGUGACUCGGGCUACACUUCUGGGUCGGGCAUUAUUACUACAGAACUCACUUGUGAUAAUGGUACCUUCUCCCCUUCACCUCCUACAUGCUCCGCUAUCUGUACUGUGGACAGUAAUUGCUUGAAUGGAGGAACCUGUAACACCAAUGCAUCAACCUGCAACUGUACAUCUGACUUCACAGGCUUAAACUGCGAAUAUGCAAAUUGUGCUCUUGAAGCGGUACCCAAUUCAGAUCAGACAAUGGAUGUUACCGUCGAACACGAUGCCACUGUCGUUGUUGCUUGUGACCCGGGCUACACUUCUGACUCGGGCAUUACUACAGAACUCACUUGUGAUAAUGGUACCUUCUCCCCUGCACCUCAUAACGCUACGUGUUUCGCUGAAGAGCAACAGAACGCAACUGCCACAACUCCAAUGGCAGAGGUAACAACCGCAACUUACAUGGAGCAGAAUGCAACCACCUCAGACGCCGUGCAAGAGAACAUAACUGCAACUUCAACGCCACAGAAUGCAACUUCAUCAACAAUAAUGCAAGAGAACACAACUGCAACUUCAACGCCACAGAAUACAACUUCAACAACAACAGUGCAAGAUAACACAACUGCAACUUCAACGCCACAGAAUACAACUUCAACAACAACAACAAAGCAAGAGAACACAACUGCAACUUCAACGCCACAGAAUACAAUUUCAACAACAACAAUGCAAGUGAACACAACUGCAACUUCAACGCCACAGAAUACAACUUCAACAACAACAACAAAGCAAGAUAACACAACUGCAACUUCAACGCCACAGAAUACAACUUCAACAACAACAACAACAACGCAAGAUAACGCAACUGCAACUUCAACGCCACAGAAUACCACUUCAACAACAACAACAAAGCAAGAUAACGCAACUGAAACUUCAACGCCACAGAAUACAACAACGAGCACCACAGACCAACAAAGCACAACUCCAGAAAACACAGCUACGACAGAUGAUACUACAACAGAUUCAUCCACGACAGAUGAUACUACAACAGAUUCAUCCACGACAGACGUUUCGCAGGAGACCACUGCUGAGGGAAGUACAACAUCAGAGGCAGCGACCACAGGAGACACCGUUUCAGAAACAACAACUGAUACGACCACCACGACACCUGCCGCAAGAACUGCUACGACUACCACGACACCUGCCACAACAACUGAACUGUCAACCACUGACCUCGAUGAGUGUUCAACCGGGAUACAUGACUGCGACACCAACGCACUGUGUAUAAACACGGCGGGAAGUUACAGAUGUGAAUGUCGAAGUGGGUUUGAAGGCGACGGAUUCACCUGUUACGAACGCAUCUACAUUGCCUAUGGUCCUGGUAUCGAUGAAACGCGAUACUAUCGAUACGGAAUGCUUGGUUACUAUACGAUCAGACUUGAAACAGGUUUCCCUGUUGGGCGCUCUACGCUGUAUACGUACAUUACGUUUACAUCAACAGGAAUGAUCCACUUUUCAAACUACUAUCCUCGUUACUAUCAUCUAACGAAAUACAUCCACCCAUCUACGUUUACUUUCUGGGACCAGUUCUACAGGGACCCCGCCAUUGCGGUCUUCGGUGCAUCGGUCGAUCUCAACCGCGGUAGCCCAGGCAUUUACUAUCAGGUAUACGACAUUAACAGGUCUUAUGGAAACUCUGCGUCCCAGCUCUCUGCACUUAAACAAAGAAUUUAUGAGGCCUUUUCACUCCCAUCAGGAAUCAAUUCUCAACAGUUUAUUGAAGGGAUCAACUUCUUUUUGAAGAUUACUUGGUAUAGGGUCCAACCUCCAGGAUCUAUUCCAGGAGAGGAGACGAAUACCUAUCAAGCCGUUCUCUUCACUGACGGCAGGAGAAGUGGUAUCUUGAACAUGUACCAGGAAGGCAGUUUCCUUUGGGACUCAUUCUCCAAGCCGGUACCGGCAAGAAUAGGAUGGAACAUCAAGAGUAAUCGAUAUAAUAGAUACCAAGGCUACAGCAGAUCUGAACGGGACGAAAGCUACCGUCCCGAUCUGAGAACUGGCAACACCCGUCUACUGGGGAGAGACAUUUACCGUCUUGACGACAACCCUGACUGGUAUAUAAACGCACGCCGAUACUGUCAAGACUGGUAUGAUAGGGAUCGGUCUUAUUGGUCGUGGGCGUGGCUUGCAGAGCCAUGCCCCUGCACCCUAUGGCAGGCCCGGAUAGAUCGAAGGUUCACCCGCUGCAACUACCCAUACUACGGGUAUGGCCCCGACUACGAUUACAGAUUCGGUUACAAUACCGGACCUCCCCUCUACUAUUAUGAUCGAUGGGGGACUUCCUGUUACCAACCUCGAUGGCCCCGCUUUGGUGGAGGAUAUAGGUGUACAUAUUAUUCAUUUUUCUGGUGGUCCUCGUCUUUGAUCAGGGGUUAUAGAAGUCUCUGGAGGUCCAGUCAUUACCAAGCCGUCAUGCCGUCCAACGCAAGAUUCUUCUCGUUUUACUAUUAUUCACUGAACUACUAUUAUGCUUGGAUCGAACGUGACGUCCUUCCCCGCUUUUAUUGCUGCGGGCUAGCCGGAGGAAGAUACUGCUACCUUUAUGAGAGACUUCGUCCCAGGGCUCACUGCUGGGGAUACAGACCUCCAAGAUUUGGAUGGUUCUGGGGCGAUCCCCACAUCAACACCAUCGAUGGUAAGAAGUACACCUUUAAUGGUCUUGGUGAAUACAGGUUGAUGUCUUACAACCAUGGAGAUCCGUUCGUUUUACAAUCAAGAACUGGCAAGGCUUUUAACGGCACCGAGCCUGUGGAACAUGGAACAGUAUUCACUGGCUUCGCUGCAACACAAGGUAUCACCACGGUUGAAUUUCAGCUGAAUGACAACAGGACCGAAAUGAACAUUCUUGUUAAUAGGACCUCCAUUAACAUGACGGCCUUUUUGGAAGAUGGAUUUGAUUCCCUGGAUCAGACGUUUAUCUUAUCCUUGGAUACCUCAGAUAAUGAGACCGAACCUGCAAAUGAGACCAAAGUCACAGCUCUCUUCCAAGCAGACGGUCAUCCGAGUACGUCCUUCACCGUGACCUUCAAGAAUGCUAUCCUAGAUAUAGGUGUCAUGGUGCCAUCUGAGUAUUCAGAGAAUGGAACCGGAAUGGGUCUGCUUGGAAAUGUAAAUGGGAACAAAUCAGACGAUUUUCUGCUCAGGAAUGGAACGACAUUGACGGAUCCGCCUGGAAGGAAUUUGACAGACCGAGAGAUAUUCGAGUUUGGGCAGACAUGGCAAAUUAGUGAACAGGAAUCGCUCUUUGAGUAUGGCGACAGUGAUUGGACUUCCUACAAUCCCAGCAACUACACACCAAUCUUCCUCGACGAGCUGCUCGAUCUCGAUCCCAACCGAACCGCCGCGGCCCGGGCAGCUUGCCAGGAGAACGAAGCUUGCCUCUUCGACUACCUUGCUGUAAACCCUGAAAUGGGUCAACAGACAAUGAGCACGGGAGACCAACUUGACAACGACCUCCAAAGCCUCGAUAACUACCCUCCAAACAUUACCGACGUGACAGAGAUUACCAACACCAGUGCUUUACAAGACGACGAUGUUCUCUUUGUGGAAGUGGGCGUGAAUGUUACCUUGAGGAUCAGCGCAGAGGACCCUAACGAAGGAGACGAAGUAACUUAUAGUUUCAAUAGUACAAUACUGGAUGGCGCCACUAUCAGCUCGGAUGGUAUUUUCACAUGGAUACCCCCUAACCUGAACGCGACCUCCAUUGAGAUCAUCGCGGCGGAUGACCGGAACGCACAGACAUCUAUAGCGUACAAGGUUCUCAUCUGUCAAUGCCAGAACAAUGGUGUAUGCGACUUCGCAGACCAAGCCGAGGGCCAGGACCUCAAUGCCAAUGGUUUCGCGGUGGUCACGUGCAACUGCACUGAUGGGUGGUCAGGUGACCAUUGUGACGUAGACUUCGAUGCAUGUGAGGGCAGUGGACCCUGUUAUCCGGGGGUUAUCUGCGAAGACUUGCCUCCAUCAGAUGAUGAAGAAUACAACUGCGGGCCAUGCCCUCCCCACCUGUCGGGCAACGGGAGCAACUGCUUUGACUUUAAUGAGUGCGGCAAUGAAGAUGCAAAUGAUUGUAAUCAAACUUGUGUAAACACUCUGGGAUCUUACACCUGUUCUUGCAACCCUGGAUAUGUAUUAAGCCUUGAUCAGAAAACGUGUAACGAAAUAAGUGAUUGUACCGAAGCCCUGAUGAAUUCUACUGGCUCUGAAAACUGCACCUGUGACUCUGGCUUCGAACUUGAAAAUGGAACUUGUCUAGAUUUCGAUGAAUGUAUGGCGGAUGUCGACGAAUGUCCGUCGGACAUAUCCACUUGCAACAACCUCCCUGGAGACUAUAACUGUACUUGUCUUCAAGGAUAUGAAAACUCAUCCCCGAAAGAGUGUCAAGAUAUUGACGAAUGUUCCACAAUGACGGAUGACUGCGACGGAGCAAAUCAUUUUGUCUGUAUGAAUACCCAGGGUAACUUUACAUGUGUCUGCACGGAGAAUAAAUUCAAUAUCGGUGGGACUUGCGAAGAUGCGUUGACGUUAUCUCUCGGCGUUGGUUUUACUUUCAUCAGCAAUUUUGGAAUUGAAUCGUACCCGGAAGUAAUUGAAUCAGAGGAGACCCAGAAUGAUCUGGCCCAAGAUGUAUUGCAAUACCUCAAUUCAUCAUCAAGUCUCAGUGAUGGCUCACUGCUGGCCGUGUCUGUCCAGAACUAUAGUUUACCCGGAAGUUACGCCCUGGUGUUCUUCCGGGUUGAUCUAAGACUCGGCACUCCCUUAAAUAGUUCCGGUCUGGGGGAGAUUUUCAUGGAAUUACUUCCGGAUACUCGACGUAUUGAACCAUCUCAUAUUGUCAGAGAAGAAGAUAUCAACGAAUGUGAAUUGUCCGAAGAUGCAUGUAGUAAUGGGAUGUGUACGAAUACUGAUGGGGGCUUCUAUUGUACCUGUGACAAAGGCUUCGAGCUUGGAUUGGGAAACGACUCUUGCCUAGAUAUUAACGAAUGCCUCAAAGAUCACGGUUGCAACCAAACCUGUGUCAACUCGCCCGGAAACUAUUCGUGUUCAUGUCAGCCAGGCUUUGUACUUGUCGAUGAUGGGGUUUCAUGCAAUGAAACCAAUGAAUGCGCAUCUGAUCCUUGUCAGAAUGGGGCGACCUGUACGGAUGAGAUCAAUAAGUAUAACUGCACCUGUGCUCCCGGUUACAAUGGAACCGACUGUGAAUCUGAAGCCGGAUCAACUACUACAGAAUCUGUAAUAGAUAUACUAACCACGACAAUGGGAGCGGCACCUACAACACGUGUUGUCCCUGGUGAAAUAUUCAGGAGCAUCGUAAGGAUGGAACUGACAGUAAGCAGUGUGGGUGGUUUUGCUAUUGAGUUCACAGAGGAACUAGAAGAUAACACAUCCCCUGAAUUUCGUGAGAUGGAAGAAAUAUUUUGUGGAGAGGUAAUAGAAAGCUGUUGAUUGUUUUGCUUUCCG